This is a messenger RNA of Anguilla anguilla (European eel), 4139 nucleotides long. Its product is annotated as tumor necrosis factor ligand superfamily member 10-like. The record is from RefSeq and is a predicted model, not a curated record. The coding region runs from base 61 to 957 and encodes 298 amino acids. Gene Ontology annotation, cellular component: membrane. Gene Ontology annotation, biological process: immune response. The transcript is spliced from 5 exons. Lineage: Eukaryota; Metazoa; Chordata; Actinopteri; Anguilliformes; Anguillidae. Gene Ontology annotation, molecular function: tumor necrosis factor receptor binding.
CAACUUGCAUGCGCUCUGCAGCAGCCUUUGUCUGGGACGUUGCGGAGUGCAACAGUCAGCAUGACGGGCUCGUAUUCACUGCAAUGCUUGGGGCUCAUUCUUCUCGCAGCAAUCCUCCUGCAAACAAUUGCAGUUGCGGUAACUUUCAUUUACUUCAGCAACGUGUUGACAACGAUGAAAGAGACGUUUUCCAAGAGCAGCAUUUCGUGUCUGAUGCGCGCAAAUAUAAAAGGCAAAGGUUUGGACUUGAACGCAGACGAUGGAAAAGACGACCCCUGCUGGCAAGUUACCCAGCAACUCCAUUUCCUCAUCGAAAAGACUAUGUCAAACUGCCAUGAGAAAGAAAUCUCCUCUGCGGUCAAAGAUGAAGUGUCGCGAGUUUUGCCAUCCCUGACUACGGAGGACAAAGAGGCCCCGCCUCGUCCCGAGAUCGCUGCUCACGUCACCGGCACUUUCUUUUCAGGAGCAACCCAGUCAGCGGAGGAUCCGACCAGCAAGAGGGUCCUGGGCCAGAAGAUCCAGUCAUGGGAGUCGGAGAAAGGCCUGGCCUUCCUGCACAAUGUCAAAAUGACCAAUGGGGAACUGGUGGUCCCUCAAGCUGGCCUCUACUACAUCUACUCCCAGACCUACUUCCGGCACACCCUGCCCCUGGGGGAGGGUGAGGAAGAGUACACAGAUGGGGCAGAGGAUAUUGAGGGGAGUGCCGUGAGGGGCAAGCAGAUGCUGCAGUACAUCUACAAGAAGGUGGGCUCCUACCCCAUCCCCAUCUUGCUGAUGAAGAACGCCAGGACCACCUGCUGGUCGCGGAGCGCCGAGUACGGCCUGUACUCCAUCUACCAGGCCGGGGUCUUCCAGCUGACCGCCGGUGACAGGGUGUUUGUGUCAGUCAGCAACGCCACCACAGUGGACAUGGAUGAGAAGUCCAGCUUCUUUGGUGCCUUCUUGGUAAGCCAGUGAGCUGGUCACUGCAGCCAAGGUAGUGGUGCAUCUAGACAAGCCAUGCAGCUUGUCCUCAUUCUGCUUUCUUCCUAGAACUUUGGCACACCUUAGUCUAAGGGGAUUAUAGCAGACUGGCACAAGGAUGAGAGCAUGGGGAGUACACUGCCCCCCCCCCCCCCCCCCUCCCACAAAGUCACUUUGUUCUGUCAGCCAAUGAGGUUUAUUUUUUAUUACUUGCCUCAUAGUAGAAGUGAGGGGAGGGGCAUGUUAGAACCCCAUAUGAUGGAAUGUAUCUGAUUGGCCAUGGAAGGACUCUGUCCGAGGCAGUGAUAUAUUUUGGGAGGUGGUGGGAAAGAGGCAGUUCUGUUGACUCCCAACAGGAAGAUGGAUGUGAAAAUGCAGAGCAUGGACUGGUUGGAGUUCACCAGCUCUUCUGCUGUUGGGAGUGACAUAAAUAUGUGGAAGUAAUCUUGUUCUGUCUCUUCCAAGUAAAACAUUUGGUGUCUUUUUCAGUAAUUGUACAAAUGGCUUUUCAGGAACAGACAAUGAUCCCUUUUGGCUUAUUCAAUGAGCUAUCCUGUCAAAAAAUAUUUUAGUUCCAUAUAUAUAUUUCUUUUUGGCUGAGCUCAUUUUACCAUGUUGAAGUAGCAUUUUAAUUAUUGAUUUGAUAUGUUGAUUAACAGUAAUGUCUUAUGUUCAGAACAAGAUAAAACCUAAACUAGUUGUGUAUUUUUAAUAUCUUCAGUAUUCUUCCCAUUCAUAAACAAUCCCAGUUGUAAAAAUGUCUUGUAGACACCAACCUCAUGGCAUUGUGAUGGAAGCACUUGGCACUCUGCACAGGAGGUGACUCAGAAAAGGAAUGUAACAGGAACUUCCAGUGCUCAGCAUUGUGGUGGACCAAAAGACUUGUUUGGAACACCUGCUUGUGGUGUUGCAGUGGUAGACCCAAGCCUAAACAUAUUUAUUUGUAAAUACAUCACAGACUGUGAAAUGUGUUUGACUGUGAGAUUUGUUCAAUAUAUUUUCUUAUGUAAUUGUGCUUUUUUGAACAUUCUGGCUCAUCUCCAUCACAACACCACCCUAUUCCUGGACUCCAGUGAAUGUCCAGCUCCAAAUGGAUGAAAUGUAAAAUGUCAGCAAGAAAAGAUGCACAGGACAGUGGCGUUUUCUCCUCAAAGAAAUAAUGAAAAAUAAGCAGAACCAGAGAGAUGACGUAAGAACAAGGGGUGUUUAAUAAUUUGUGAGUUUUGCCGAGUUUUGUUUUCCAGCUGUUAUUCUAAAGGUUUCAAAAUAAUGCUCCAGUUUUUAAUCAUGUCUUUCAUGUAAAUGUUUCAGAAGGGAUAUUCACUUUGAAAAGUAAACAGUGUGCAGUCUAUAUACUACCAACUCCAGGUCUCCAAGUCACACAGUGUAAUGUACUAUUUCAGAUCAUGUGAGUGAGUGAGUGUGUGUGUGUGUGUGUGUGUGUAAGGGGGGGGGGGGGGGGUAUGGUAGUGUGCAAAUGUGAGAGGCCACCCAUUUGUUUAUUCGGUCUCCAGUCAAAUCAGCCAUUCAGUUAAAUUUUUUAGUGUCAGACAAUAAUGCAGGAAAAGCCUUCACCACUACAUAUAAUUUGAGAUAUAUCAGGCUUUGUCUACUCUUUCUUUUGUGCACCCUACUACCACUUUGUCUUCCAUCCGUCCAGUCAACAGACAAGUCACAGCUCUGUCUUCCCAACAAAAUUGUUACCAAAAGUGUCAAUUAUGUCAUUUUAGAACUCUUUGCCUUCAAAAGUGACUUGUAUUCAAACAACUAAACAAACACACCAUAACUGCCUUGUAAUAAAGGCAAAGGGUGGACACACUCAAUACUAAAAGAUUAGAUAUUGUAUAUAGUUAUGGAGAUUUUUGUGGAAUUCUGUGUUUAAAAUAUGCUGUAAUAUUGUCUGAUACUGCAAAAUAAAUAACUUGCACUCAAUGGCUGUUUUCACUGGAAAGUAAAUAAAAGAGGGUGUUCUCUGACUUUCUCACAGUACUAUAUAGUGUGUGUGUGUGUGUGUGUGUGUGUGUGCACAUGCCAAAAUAAAUAAAAGUGCAACUGCAGUACUAUUGUUGUAAUUCACAUGCAGCAGGGAUCAAAAAUGUUAUUUUCUGUGAAAAUAGAUUUGACAGGGUGGGGCUGAAUCCAACACCUCAUUUAAAUCUAUGUUGAAUCUAUCUUGAUGUUUAGUCUGCAUUACCUGCAUUUUGAACCUUAUUAACUUGAAUGUGUUCAAAUGAAUGUGUUGUAAGAAUGAUGGUAUUCAGCAUUAUCAUAUAUAAUUACAAGUAAUUAAUUAUGAGUUACUGGUUUAGUUUAAUGUGUAUUUCUAUCCCAAGCACUUUUCAAGUGGUAUAUGAACUUGUUUGGAAUGGGUAGUGACUAAUUUUGAGUUUGACUGAGGCCAAUAGUUUUAACAGGAAGUGAGGAGAGGGGAAGUGAUCAUAACACCAAAAUUGAUUUUGUACCACAUUCUGACAAUCAUGAUAUUGCUGUUAUGCCAUGAUUUUAUUUUUAGGGACUACAUGCCAUGUAAUCUAUGUUGGUUUAAAAAUAGAAGUGCACUUGUAGGCUAUAUCACUAUGUCUUUGCUACAAUAUAUAAUUGGUCAUUUUUCACAAAUCAAAGGCACUUUAUAAUAACAAGCAUCGCUCCAAUCUUAAUUUUUCAAAUACAGUGACCUCCAAAAUGUUUUGGACAAAGAACUAUUUCUUUUUUGAUUUGGCCCUGUACUCCACAAUUUUAGAUUUGCAGUCAAACAAUACUUGUGGUUAAAUUCUCAGCUUUUAUUAAAUGUUUUUGGUUUCACUAUGUAGAAAUAUCAGCACUUUUAAUACAUGUUAAAUUGCUUCUUUAGUACAAGUAGAAAAGAGGUUUCAGUAUGUAGUCUUGAUUCUAGGCUUUUGAUUGCCUUUGGAGUCAUUGGUGUUUGUCAGCAUAAGGACCAGAGUUGUGCAAAAGAAAUUCAAGGAAUCCAUUAAGAAACUGAGAAAUAUGGGGGGGGGGGGGGACAGUCUGAGACAUAGGCCUUAGGCUUCCCAAAAUCAGCCGUUCGGAACUCCAUUAAGAAGAUAGAGAGCACUGGUGAGCUCGGUAAUCACAAAGGGCCUGGUAGGCUAAAGAAGAACUCUGCUGUUUAUGACUGAAUAAUUCUCACUGUAAUAAAGAAACACUCUUCAGGA